This is a messenger RNA of Calidris pugnax (ruff), 1889 nucleotides long. It is a transcript of the gene ADTRP, whose product is annotated as androgen-dependent TFPI-regulating protein. The record is from RefSeq and is a predicted model, not a curated record. The transcript is spliced from 6 exons. Gene Ontology annotation, cellular component: membrane; endomembrane system. Bases 131 to 832 code for a protein of 233 amino acids. NCBI's taxonomy places the organism in Eukaryota, Metazoa, Chordata, Aves, Charadriiformes, Scolopacidae.
CAAAGUGGACCGUGUCCUGAGUCUGCUCUGAAGUAAACCCUCCUGCCCUGCCGGUUCCCAUGCACAGCGACCGAGGACCUUAAGAGAAAAGCUGCUUUUGGACCGAUUAUCACUUGCUCGCAGCUAAAGCAUGGAAAUCUCUACCCUCACAAUGUACCAUUGCCUUGCUUUUGUCUGGUAUUGUUUCGUCGUCUACUCCAUCGCGCAUGUAAGAACAGAAGAGCGGCCAUCUGAAGUGUUCCUCUACGGUGGGCAGUGGAAGUAUUUGACAGUCCUCAAUCUGCUUUUGCAGGCUGUCUUCUAUGGGGUGUCCUUCCUGGCUGAUGUGUUGAGACUAAUUAAGAAACUGCGAUGUGCUAAGUGCGUAAUUUCCAGCAGAGACCUUCUUUUCAGUGUCCUGGCUUUCCCAGUGUCCACAUUUGUCUGUAUAUCCUUUUGGACACUGUAUGCCUACAAUCGAGAGCUGGUUUACCCCAAAAGCCUUGAUGGAGUCAUCCCGCUCUGGUUAAAUCACGCUAUGCACACAGCUGUAUUACCAUUUGCUGUCCUGGAAAUCCUUGCCACACCACAUCGCUACCCGGCAAAGAAGAGAGGAGUGACCCUAUUAGGAUUUGUUGCUUUUCUGUAUAUCAGUUGGGUCCUGUGGAUUUAUUCUGUAACAGGAGAGUGGGUAUAUCCUCUCUUUGCUUCGUUCAGCCCAGCUGGGCUAGCAGCCUUUUUCGCCGGUAGCCUUGUCGUCAUCAUCUCUUUCUACAACUUCGGGGAGUUCCUCAACCGUAUGAUAUGGGGAGAUUCAAUAGUAAUACUGGACUACAGGCGGAAAGGCAAAUGAAUCCUCCUCUUCAAGCCAACCAAUUUCUCCAUGAAUGCUGAAGCCAUGAAGUAGAGGAAAAUAAAUGCAGCUGUGAUAAAUCCUUUCUCCAAUGCAUUGCAGCUUCUGGUGAAGCCAUUAUGUCAUCAGACAUAUGGAAAACUGGUGGAAAAUAUGAAAUGUUUGCCUCUUACAUGAUAACUCUGCAACUGCUAUGAAUAAGAAAAUUGUGUUCAUCUGUUUACACAGAUUUCUCAUCUCUUGCACAAUGUACGUGAGGAUGUGUCCAUGGUUAAAACUCGUCACUGGUAAAUGAACUCCCUCAUGAGCUUGGCACCACUCUGUAAAAGACCUGUGAAUGCAAGCCAACUCUUGUUUGGAUCGCCCUUCAUCAAGUCUGGAAAAAAUUAAGAGGAGGGAUAAUUUUAACAGUGCUAUGACUUCCAAGCUAGCUAGAUAACAAAUUGGGCUAACAAGGACUGUAAUUAGGAAUGUCUGCUCAGAAAGUUCACCGUGAAGCCAAGUUCUUCUAACGAGAAACAUUCUGGAAUAUUAAUAUGCAUAAUAUCUCUCCUCCAUUUCAACAGGAAAUCUGAACACAACACUUUCUUCCUUUUUCUUGGUUUCAGUUAAUCUUGCAGCAAAAGUAACCUAAUUAUACUGACUGUAUGAUUGCUUUGACAGAAAGCAUGUUAAUUUAAAGCACUGUUUAACAUAAAGCUGCCUGCCAUAUAAUUACACUCCAUUCACAUGUUUACUAAUCUUGCUCAAUAUAGUUGAUUUCUGUUAUUAGCCUCAACAUCUCGUUAACAUCUAAAACACUGCAAACUCCAAUAAACAGGCAAACCCGACAGUAGAGCAAGUGUUCCUUAAUGGUCAACAUGAAAAAAAGAAAUAUCUCGUGUUAUUAGCCUUGCAUUCAAAUGAGGAUUUGAAACUAGCUGCAGUACUUAAAGGAAGAUCUAACUCCAUCUCCGUUGCCAAAAGCCCUGGCUUACAGCUACCGUGCGCGCAGUUCACCCGGGUGUUAUUUUCAUCUUUCGAAUGCUGCUGGAGCUUAGUGAAAACGAAACACAUU